AUGGGUGAACUUCCAACUAGCGAUCCCGAGCCGAACGUCGAGUCUUUAUCGGACUUGUCCUCAUUCCGUCUAUUCUCUCAGUUGCCAGCGGAGCUCCAAUUUAUGAUCUGGGAAGCGGCCUUUUGUGCAACUUCAAGGUUUAUCAAUAUUCGCCUCUACAUGGCACUCGGCUACAAUGGUGGUUCCAAUCUGCCCAGGCCUAAUAUGUGCAUAACUGGCGGAAGCUUCAUCCUUCGGGGACGCGAAACGGACAAAUUCAGGGAGUCGCACAGACUGAGCUUGGCUUGUUGGGUUGCUCGCAAAGUCUAUCUCUUGAGAUACCCACAAAGUAUCAUCCUCUUGAAUUCAAUUAGGCGAAAAGAUGGUUACUCAAGAAUAAGAUGCAAUAUCGCACACGACAUUUUGUGCAUCGAGAAGAUCAAUGGAAUCUUUCAUGAGCACGACGAUAGGCGACUUUUUACUACUCCAUUAUUAACGCAGAUGGCUCGGCAAGCCUUCAGUUCGAGCAGAAAGGUGCUUUCCUCAUUUCAGCACGUUGCCGUUCGGCUUCGCAGAGGCUACCCAAGUAGGGGUCAACUUGCGACAGCUUUCGCAACCGCACGCCUACAUUUCACGGUUCAACAGGCAACAUUGUUCCUCUUUUCUUUUUUCGAGUCUAUCAGACACCUUUACUUUCCCGUCAAGUCAGAAAAUCCAGCCACGGAUGACACAGAGUUCUUCCGGGGUCUGCCUGCCCAGGGCUACACACCGGCGCCAGUUCAGUCUUUCCUUGAUUUUUACGACCGCGUCCAGCGUUAUUCUGAGCAGGUUAACGACUCCGAUUGCGAUGUAAAUCAUCGGAAAUGGAGACCAAGGCCACUCCGCGACAUACAGUGCUAUUAUGGCCGUGAGUGGCUAGAGAAAGCAUAG
Fusarium fujikuroi IMI 58289 is the source of this 909-nucleotide messenger RNA. RefSeq lists its product as uncharacterized. Lineage: Eukaryota; Fungi; Ascomycota; Sordariomycetes; Hypocreales; Nectriaceae. The record is from RefSeq and is a predicted model, not a curated record. The coding region runs from base 1 to 909 and encodes 302 amino acids. The transcript has a single exon.